Drosophila willistoni is the source of this 1679-nucleotide messenger RNA. RefSeq lists its product as uncharacterized. The record is from RefSeq and is a predicted model, not a curated record. Lineage: Eukaryota; Metazoa; Arthropoda; Insecta; Diptera; Drosophilidae. Bases 164 to 1612 code for a protein of 482 amino acids. Gene Ontology annotation, biological process: transmembrane transport. The transcript is spliced from 3 exons. Gene Ontology annotation, cellular component: membrane. Gene Ontology annotation, molecular function: transmembrane transporter activity.
CAAACCACAAAAUAAACAAAUCAAUUGUAAAAAAAAUAAAAAUAAAGAAAGCCCGCAAUCAUUAAAUCGGCAAUUGCAAUUUAAUUGUGAAGUGUGCGUACGUGUGUGCGUGUGCGUGUGUGUGUGGUGGGUGGCGGUAAUUAGUCAAAAAGUCGCUUUCAAAAUGCCUUUGCUGCCAACCAUCGAGGAGGAGGGAAAACUACCCUGGCUACGUCUCAUGUGGCGCUAUCGCAUGCAAUUUCAAUCUAUGGCCUCGGCCUCCAUGGUGUUUGUGGGCAGCGGUAUGAGAUUAGCCUGGUCCAUAUUUGAUACACCAGCUGGUAAAUUUCUCAAUAAUAAUACCACACACAAUCUAAUGAUGAGUUGGUACAUUGGCGCUGCUUUAGGUGCUCUAUUGGCGGCUUUGUUUGUACAGCGUGUUACCAAAAAUGUGGCAUAUACCUCAAGUGGGUUUCUUUUGCUAAUGGCUGGCAUAUUGAAUCUUGCCCUGCCACAAUUAUUUAGUGCCGCCUGCUACAGUAGCGUUAGUGUCGGUGCCGCCUAUGGACUAACACAGGUUCAGGCAUUGGUCACUGGUUCCGAAGUGGCACACAAAUCCAUACGCGGCAUGCUAUUGAGCUGUGAACGAAUCUUUCUAUGGCUGGGCGUUUCCAUACAAGUCUUCUAUACACGUUUGUGGUACGCCUUGGAGCCCUUGGAACGUGGACAUGCCAUGCACAUUGAUCAGUUGCAUGGCAUACUUUUGGCUGCCCUUGGUGUGGCGGCGGUUAUACUGGCAUUGGCCCAUCGUUUGGAAUCACCGCUACUGUUGUUGCAUCAGGAACGGGAUAUGGCUGUGGGUGAUACAUUGAAGCAAUUGCAUGGCCAAUCGGCCACCGAAUUGAUGCACCUACGCGAAGAUUGUCGGCAAUUGCACAAUGCCAGGGACUGGGAACAAUUUGCUGAGGAACCAAAUCGAGAUUUAAGCUGUUGGCAUCGUUGCGCACGUCGCUUGUUGCCGCUGCUUAAGGUACUACUUGUACGAUGUUUUGCCACAUUGGCAUUGUCAUUGCCGUACAAUCGUGCCUUCUUGGUGGUCAGUUGGCAUGGUCUGGAAUGUGAUAUGAAUUGCCUAUACUGGUUGGCGUUUUGCGGUUUGCUGGGCAGUCUGGUUGGUGCAUUCCUUGUCGAUUGGCAUGGACGCCGCAAACUAUGCUCACUUUCUCUAUUCCUAGCAGGCAUUAUUAUUGUCAUGGUUGGCGGUGUAUUCGAGCAUUUGGAAUCGGUGCAAAAAACCUACUAUGACAUCAAUUUGCAAGCGAUUGCUUUACUGAUGUUGCUUUUCGAGCUAAUUGUGGCCGGCGGAGUGGCAGUGCCGGCAUUAAUCUAUACAGCGGAGGCAUUUAGUGUAUCGCAUAAGGCACGUUGUUUGGCUGGCAUUUUGAUAUGCGAACAGACGCUACAAUUGGGAUUAAUGGUAGCUGCCUUUCAACAUUUUCUCACCGAUUCUAUAUUCUUUUUUACCUUCGGUGGCCUCAGUUUUGCAUUCGGACUGCUUGUUUUCAUGCUUAUGCCAGAAACAAAGCAGUUAACCCUAUUCGAAUGUCUGAUCAAAUUCAAGAAAGUUCCUUAAGAUUCACCUAGUUAGUAGUGCCUAAGCACUUAUCUGUUCUCUAUAUUUAUAUAUUUAUAUAUCUCUA